AUUAGCUUCGUUAGGCUAGCUAUUCAGGGACAUCUCUGGCGGCGGACUGCUGUGACCGUGCCAGACAAGGAUCGGAGCUUGGUGCAAUCGAACGAUAUACAUGCUGCGAUUUGCUCCAGAUCAAGCUGGUCUGCAUCGCGUGGAUCCAUUUAUCUGAUCAAGCCAAUAGUAGGAUUGUGCGUCCGGAUCCAUUUGCACGAUCAUCAUGACGACAGAAAUCUCCACCUCCAUAAACAUCAAGGAGCCUCGAUGGGACCAAGGGACGUUUAUGGGCCGGGCCAAACACUUCUUCACUGUUACCGACCCCCGCAACGUCCUGCUUACUAACGAACAACUAGAGAAUGCACACAAAGUCAUCAGUGACUACCGGCAAGGGGUGAUGUCCCCCGGGCUGACAGAGGACGAGCUAUGGAGAGCUAAGUACAUCUUUGACUCAGCCUUCCACCCAGACACCGGAGAGAAGAUGAUCCUGAUUGGCCGCAUGUCGGCUCAGGUCCCCAUGAACAUGACCAUCACUGGCUGUAUGAUGACCUUCUACAAGACAACUCCAGCUGUAGUCUUAUGGCAGUGGAUCAAUCAGUCCUUCAAUGCAAUAGUCAACUACACCAAUAGGAGUGGAGAUGCUCCUCUCUCAGUUAAUCAGCUUGGCACAGCCUAUGUAUCUGCUACCACAGGGGCAGUAGCCACGGCUCUAGGACUAAAUGCACUAACAAAGCACAUAUCUCCCCUCGUAGGGAGGUUGGUUCCCUUCGCUGCUGUUGCUGCUGCGAACUGCAUCAACAUCCCUCUCAUGAGGCAACGGGAACUGAAACACGGCAUUCCGAUAACAGACGAGAACGACAACCGGUUAGGAGAGUCAACCACCGCCGCUAAGCAGGCUAUCUCCCAGGUGGUGGUGUCUAGAAUCCUCAUGGCCUCUCCUGGAAUGGCUAUUCCUCCAUUUUUAAUGAACACCUUGGAAAAGAAAGCCUUCCUGAAGAAGUUCCCGUGGAUGAGUGCACCUAUUCAAGUGGUCUUGGUGGGAUUCUGCCUGGUGUUUGCCACUCCACUAUGCUGUGCACUGUUUCCCCAGAAGAGCUCUAUGUCAGUAAGCCGAUUGGAACCAGAGCUUCAGGAGAAGAUCCGUGCGAGCCACCCCGGGGUGGAGAGGAUUUACUUCAACAAGGGACUAUGAGUGUCCAGCUCACCAACAACCCUCCUGGCACUGCCAUACUACCCUCUCUCUAUCUGUACUGGCGGCAGACACCAACCCAGACACCAC
This is a messenger RNA of Oncorhynchus masou masou (cherry salmon), 1261 nucleotides long. RefSeq names its product sideroflexin-1. Gene Ontology annotation, biological process: serine import into mitochondrion; monoatomic ion transport. NCBI's taxonomy places the organism in Eukaryota, Metazoa, Chordata, Actinopteri, Salmoniformes, Salmonidae. Gene Ontology annotation, molecular function: monoatomic ion transmembrane transporter activity. Gene Ontology annotation, cellular component: mitochondrial inner membrane. The coding region runs from base 206 to 1174 and encodes 322 amino acids. The transcript is spliced from 12 exons. The record is from RefSeq and is a predicted model, not a curated record.